Messenger RNA from Misgurnus anguillicaudatus (oriental weatherfish), 2378 nucleotides. It is a transcript of the gene cyb5b, whose product is annotated as cytochrome b5 type B. Gene Ontology annotation, cellular component: intracellular membrane-bounded organelle; membrane. The record is from RefSeq and is a predicted model, not a curated record. Gene Ontology annotation, molecular function: heme binding. NCBI's taxonomy places the organism in Eukaryota, Metazoa, Chordata, Actinopteri, Cypriniformes, Cobitidae.
CGGAUUGGGUAAUUUCUUGUGACUGGUGGCGAAACUGUACGCCGGGUGAACCAGCAGCAUUGAAUUAGACGGUUUGGCUGAAAUUUCCACAUCCAAGAGAAAAGAUCACGGCAGCAAACUUGCGCAUUUGAAAUUUUCAAGGUUAAGUUACUAUAUUCGAAGAAAAAUGAGUAAAGAAACUGUCAGGAAGGUUGAAAACAACAGCACACCGGAUGAGAGCAGUAUGCAGUAUUAUACACGUCAGGAGGUUCAAGUCCAUAAUAUGAGCGGAGACACAUGGCUCAUUAUCCACGACAAAGUUUAUGAUAUCACAGGUUUCAUGGAGGAGCAUCCAGGAGGUGAAGAAGUUCUGCUUGAGCAAGCAGGUACAGAUGCAACAGAAAGUUUUGAAGACGUGGGCCAUUCAACAGAUGCCAGAGAGAUGCUUCAGCAGUUUUACAUUGGGGAACUCCAUAUGGAUGAUCGAAAGAAAGAAUCAAAAAAGGAUGUUUACCUUACAACUUCAAAGGAGUCCAGGUCAUGGACCACCUGGGUAAUUCCUGCCAUAGCUACUGUGCUUGUGGGCAUCAUGUACCGAUAUUACAUGCUGGACCACAAAUCAUCCUGAAGUCUUUCAACAUCAAUUGAUUUCCUUUGUCUGGAGGCCUUGACUUGUUGGACACAGUGAGCCUAUGAACUCACUGCUCUCGAAACAUCCAACCAUCCUACUUCUUUAGGUUCCACCCAACCGAGGGUUUGGACCUGAUUAAUACACCAUUAGAGCAUUCCACUUUUCUACCAGGUUUUACCAUAUGUAGUAGUUUUGCCUUACCUGCAGGAUCGAUCUUUGUCAUUAUGGUUUUUCAUAGUCAUACCAUAUCGGAUCUCGAUCACUUUUUCUGCAAUUAGACAAAUCAGAAGUUCACAUUUUCCACUUGGCUGCUAAUUCAUUUUUCACCUUUAGGUUAUAACCCAAGUAUUUUGACCAAAUGAUGCAAAUAUAUCCCGUUCCUUGUUGAAACAGGUGCUGCAUUCGGAGAUGUACUUUCUUGUAGAGUUUAGUUCCUGCACUGUUCUUACGCAUUUAAGGUACCAGAAGACAUUGACAAACUAUUUUAGGUGUGUUUGAGUUGGGUUUAAACUCUCCUAGAAGGUACAUAUCCACGAGAAGCUCUGUCUUAGAGCAUGGUGUCAUGCUAUUAAAAAUAAAUCACUAUUUUAAAUACAUUAAAAUAUAGAUUAAAGCAUUUACAUAUCGUCAUUGUUUUAAAUAUUGUCAUUCAACGUAAGACAACGUACAAUUGCUGAAAUGUAAGAUUUGUAGCAUACAGUAGGAUUAUACAGUGCUUUAAAGUUACAAAUACAUAUGCUUUUCUUAUACAUGUAAGAUUUCUAUAGUGCGGUACCUCUAUCGGCAGACUUGAAAUUUGACUCUUGUACUCUGACAUUUUGUAAUUCUGCAUUUAUUGGGAAAUAUUUAAGUGUUUUACAAACACAAUUUGUUUGAAAUGUUGGUGAGAACAUUUUUUGGGAAAUCUUGAAUAGUUUGAACUGUUGUACAGUGUGUAGAGUACCCAUUCGUAUAUUCAUUGCACAACGUAUGCAUUUGCUUCUCUUUUUGUUUGUUUUAGCAUUGCAAAACUUUUAGCUUUACUGGCUUUAGCUUUAAGGGCAGUAUAUGAACUAUUAUAUGCAAGUGUUGCCUUUAACGUUCAAUGUUAAACAAAUCGUUUUGUUGCAUGUUCAUUUACGUUAUGCUCACAUUCUGUAGCUCUGUUGUUACAUCUUACGUUGUUUGUAAAGGUUGAAUUUACAGUUUGUGCAUGAACUAAUGUUAACAGUUAUAACUUUUAAUUUAAAAAGGUAUUAGUAAAUGUUGAUAUUAACAUGAACUAAGAUUAAUAAUACUUCUAAUAUGCUGUAGAAGUAUUGUUCAUCAUUAGUUCAUUUUAUCUAAUGCAUUUACCAAUGUUAACAAACACAAAUCUAUUGUAAAGUGUUAAUGUACGAAAAAGUCAUACUUGGUUUUCUUCCCAAAUUGUCAUGUCUUGUUUAGUGUCACAUUUUCCUUUAAAAUUACAGCCCGUGCAAAUGAAUACUAUUUUGCUUUUACCAUUGUGUUCAGCUUUGUCCAACUACUGAUGUUCAGAUUUUCAUGUUUGCGUGAAUUUUAAAUGGUAAGGUAAUAUUAAGAUAAUAACAUUGUCCCGUUUUCAUCAGACAGCGUUUUAUUGUUUAUGGUUUACAUUUAGGCCAAUAGAGAGAAUUAUAUAAUAAAAGUAAAAAAUAAUUAAACAUUGUCUUUGUCUGCCUGGAAAUAUUUGUGGUACUUCAGGGUAAAAAUGAUAGACAUACUGAAUCUAUAUGAUUUCAAUAAAUGUUAAAAAAUUGAAACAUAA